AUGCAUAGAAAUGGAGAAACCAUACCUGCCAUUACUGGUGAUAUAGACUAUAAAAAUGCAAUUCAUAUAUUUCCUAAAGAUUUAUUAUAUCUACGAUCAAGUAUUAUAGCAUAUGGAUCAUCAUUAGUUUCAACAUUUGUUGGAUUUCCAUUAGAUACAAUAAAAGUUCGAAUGCAAACUCAUAAAGAAUUUACAAGUUAUUAUGAUUGUAUAAGAAAAACAUUAGCAAAAGAAGGAAUACGAGGGUUUUAUAGAGGUGUUUGGGCACCAUUAAUUUCAACAUCUUUUUCAAAAUCCCUAAGUGUAUCAAUUUAUUCAUUUUCAAAACCUUAUGUAUAUAAUAGUUUAUUUAAUAAUUCAAUUUAUCAUAAUAUAAAAGAAGAACAUCCAUUUAUAAGAAAUUUACCAGUUUGUUUCAUAUCAGGUUUAAUUGCAGGUGGAUGUGUUUCAAUAUUUGCAUGUCCUUUUGAAUUUAUAAAAGUUUAUGCACAAUUAGAAAAAUUAGUUGGUAAUAAAGUUGGUGCAAAAUUAAAUGGUUCAUCAACUAUUCAAAUAAUGAAAAAUAUUAUAAAAUAUAAGGGUAUAACUGGUUUAUAUUCUGGUUUUAAAUUACAUUUAAUAAGAGAUUCUUUAUCUACAGGUAUGUAUUAUAGUUUUUAUGAACUGGUUAAAUUAUUAGUUAGUGGUACUCAAUCUUCACCAUUUUCAAUAUUAUUAGCUGGUGGAUUAUCUGGUGUUAUAAGUUGGAUUAUAAUUUUCCCAGUAGAUACAGCAAAAUCAAUUAUACAAAAUGAUGUUGUAAAAAGUAUAUUAAGUCAACAACAUGGUAUAUCAAUGAAUAAAAUUAUAGAUGAUAACAACGAGAAAAAACCAAAAUUUUUAAAAAAUUCUUAUAGAGGUUUAGGAAUAUCUGUUGCAAGAUCUUUUAUUACUAGUAUGGUGUUUUUCGGAACUUUUGAAUUAGGUAUGAAAUAUUUAGCUUGA
Molecule: messenger RNA, 984 nt
Organism: Lodderomyces pseudojiufengensis
Lineage: Eukaryota; Fungi; Ascomycota; Pichiomycetes; Serinales; Debaryomycetaceae
Exons: 1
Coding region: 1-984 (327 amino acids)
Biological process (GO): transport
Molecular function (GO): transmembrane transporter activity
Source: RefSeq, a predicted model, not a curated record